This is a messenger RNA of Cercocebus atys (sooty mangabey), 1488 nucleotides long. Its product is annotated as keratin-associated protein 10-12. NCBI's taxonomy places the organism in Eukaryota, Metazoa, Chordata, Mammalia, Primates, Cercopithecidae. Gene Ontology annotation, cellular component: keratin filament. The record is from RefSeq and is a predicted model, not a curated record.
UCCCAGCAUGGCCAUGUCCACCAUGUCCAUCUGCUCCAGUGACCUGAGCUAUGGCAGCCGCGUCUGCCUUCCUGGUUCCUGUGACUCUUGCUCUGACUCCUGGCAGGUGGACGACUGCCCAGAGAGCUGCUGCGAGCCCCCCUGCUGCGCCCCCAGCUGCUGCGCCCCGGCCUCCUGCCUGACCCUGGUCUGCACCCCAGUGAGCUGUGUGUCCAGCCCCUGCUGCCAGGCGGCCUCUGAGCCCAGCCCCUGUCAAUCAGGCUGCACCCGCUCCCGCACAUCCUCGAGCUGCCAGCAGUCUAGCUGCCAGUCGGCUUGCUGCACCUCCUCCCCCUGCCAGCAGGCCUGCUGCGUGUCCAUCUGCUGCAAGUCUCCUGUCUGCUGCAAGUCCCUCUGCUGUGUGCCUGUCUGCUCUGGGGCUUCCACUUCAUGCUGCCAGCAGUCUAGCUGCCAGCCGGCUUGCUGCACCUCCUCCCCCUGCCAGCAGAGCUGCUGCGUGCCCGUCUGCUGCAAGCCCGUCUGGUGUGUGCCUGUGUGCUCUGGGGCUUCCUCUCUGUGCUGCCAGCAGUCUACCUACCAGCCAGCUUGCUGCACCACCUCAUGCUGCAGACCCUCCUCCUCCGUGUCCCUCCUCUGCCGCCCUGUGUGCAGACCCAGCUGCUGCAUGCCCGUCCCCUCCUGUUGUGUGCCCACCUUCUCCUGCCAGCCCAGCCACUGCUGCCUGGCCUCCUGCAUGUCCCGCCUCUGCCGCCCUGUGUGCUCCGUGGCCUGCUGAGGCCUCUGCUCAGGCCAGAAGCCCAGCUACUGAUGGGCAAGUCCCCUAGGACGAGCCAGGCUCAGGUUCCCCCCAACCUCUCCCACUGGUGACCUCUCAGCACACGCACUAGUACAUGCCGCACUAGUACACACCACACUGGUACGCACUGCACUGGUACACACCACACUGGUACACACUGCAGUGUGCAAGCUGGCUGACCUCACACCCCACAGCCACGGCUUACCCAUCCACUACCUCCAAGCCAGGCCCAGGCGACCAUGAGACAGCCCUCUCCUAUUAUUGAGGGGCCCCACGUGUUCCCUGGCAGAAUAGUCACCCACAGCCACAGGAGGUCCCUGGACCCCCUGCCCUUCUCCUCCAAGCCAUCAGCCGCCCUUGCCCACCACGUGCCUCACACAAUGAAUAAACUGGCCUUCCCUGCGUCUGCGUGCUCCUCUCCUGGCCUAGUGUUCUAUUUCAUUCUUUCUCUGGCCCUCUGUGCAAACACAGCCCUAGCUUUGGCAACCCUAGCCACGUCGUGGGAGCAUUUCUAGUGGUGCUGAGUUCCAGGCUUCCAUCCCUGCAGCCCAGGCCUCCUGGAUCUGCACCUCCAGGAAGCUCUCGGGGUGACCCUGCUGCAAAUCCAGGAUUCAGGUGGUGAUGUCUCUGGUGGCACAUCUGACCAGAGGACUCCUUGGCAGGAGGGGCCUGGUGCCCCCAUGCCUCCCUGU